UCCCAGAGAGGUCAGGGGAGGCAGUCUGGGGGAUUGUCUCAAAGAAAGUACGUGCCCAGGAGGCCCCUGGUCCAAAGCAACCUGUCUGUCUGUGGGGAGAAUGACGUGGACCAGUUACUAGACCUCCUUUCUACUCUCAACGAAGACAGGCCUCCCUACUUAAGUGUCUCUGAUGAUGUGCUGGACAGGCACACAUCUGAGCCUGUCUUGAGACCGAGAAACCUGAGCCGCAACACUGACUUAACAGAAAGUUGUCCCACUUGGAGUGCCAAGCUUGGGAAGUUGUCCCAUCAGGGAAGUGAGGAGAAAAGGUCAGAGGCCAAUUUUACUGACAGGGAUAUCAUUGUUCCUAUUAGAUUACAAGGUGGUGCUUCWUUGACCUCUGGUCAUCCUUAUGGCUCAAUUGCGGGUCGAGGUGAUGGUGGCAACUGUGUCAAUUGGCUUGGGAAAUGGGGCAGGGGACGUCAACAGCCAGUGGAGAGAGAAUGUGUCUCUUUUGUCCAAAAAUGCAACAGCGGUUCACUAGGUUCUACCUUUCCRGGAGAUGCUCCUUUCUACCCUGAAGUCCCCGACUUGCUAGACAGGCGUCAGGGGGAACAUGUAAAGCCUGCCUGUCCGAAGCAGAAUGAAAAUGUGUCAACAUUUCAGGAUCUACUAGAGUCCUCCUGGACAUCUGCGAGCUUGCAUAGGUCAAUGUUGGACCUGGAGAUCGGCUUAUCAUUUGUGGAUCUAGGCCUACUACCCCAGGCACUGAGUACCUCUGGAGACUUGGCCUUAUCUCCUGUGAAUCUUGAAUCUCCUUUAGAUAACGAAUCUCAUGGCCCUAGGCCCUCUAUCUCUUGCAGUGCAAAAAUGUCAUGCUCCAUCAUCCACUGUCACAAAGGGGGCAGAACGUGUUCUACCGGCAAGGAUGGUUCCUCAACAAGUCCAUAUAAGGCCAACAGGGAAACCGAGUUCUCUGAACUCCAUCUUCAUAGCAAAAUCGCAAAGAAUGCUGGAAAACGAUCAACAAACAUCCAUUCUCCUAGUGUAUCAGUGAAGGCACACAUUGAACCAUGGAGGAAAGCUGAAAGAAAGGCAGAAAAGAAGAUGGAUGUUUUUGCCUCAGCCAUGCGUGGCUCAGAUUUCCCAAGUAAUAUGUGCUUUUUACCUGCAAGCCUCUCUCAGUAUAGCUUCAGCGGUAGACAAAACAGCACAGAGGUGGCGUACCCUGAGCAUAAUACAAGAUGGUCCAAUGAAAUCUCAGGUCAAGCUAAGUCAGAUUCCGUGGACACUGUGCAUAGUUUUUACCCUACUUUAAAAGGGGUGGAGGAUUUGUUUGAGGUGCCGAGAGUCACAACAAGUAAUCCAGCUGUGUCACAUUCUCUCUUCUGGGAAGAAAGACUUGCAAUCACUGAGAAUUUGGGUCAAAUGACCCUCUCGGAUAGAGAGAGGGCAGCUCACCUGAAGCGAAGCACUCCGAAUGCGCCAAGCCAAGACAACKGAGAGGGCCUCUCUCUGCGCCUCCAUAGCCAUAGCAGGAUAACUCCUGGGUCAACUACUCCUGAAAGGCAAUGUCAGAUCGACCCAUUAGUUACAACACACACAGGCACAUUGCAUACGUUGACAGGAGGCGCCAGUGGUGAAUUUCUUGGUGAAAGAGAGCUGUCUGCAGUUCAUCAGUCCUUGCCUAUGCCUAUUGACGCAGUAGAGAUUCAUAGCUCCAGUCUUGUGGAGACAAUAGAGGACAGCAGGUGGCUGGCACUCUACAGAUUCAGACUGCAGUUGCGCUGCUUCAGGACAUGGGACCAUCAGUGGAGGUCACACACACGGGCCAGACUCCAGCACCGGAGACACUUACUGAGGACCGGCCUCUCUGCCCUGAGGUGGGCUGUGGUGACCCGACGUGCCCAGACAGACACCCUUGCCAGGAGGACGGAUGCCCUGACCCUCGCCCACUGUUUCCAUCGGUGGAGGAGGUGUGUGGGACAGAUGCAUUGUCUCAACGUGAGCCCUGGCUCUGUGCGGGGUGACAUUGGGGUAGUGUGCCUGCUGAGGAGACUGACCCAGCCCAGCCACACCCUGGUCCUGAGGACGGCCUACUGUGCCUGGAGGAGCCACAUCCAGGYCAUGCAGCUCGGCAGGGCAUCGCUCAUACACUACCAUCUGACUCUGCUGUGUAAGCACUGGCUGGUGUGGAGGCAGGCUGGUGUGAGGCUGCAGGCGUGGGCGCUGCAAGCCCAGAGGGCAGCCCUCCACUGGGACCACAGGCAGCAGAGUCGGGCCUACGCCUUGUGGAGAGCUGCCUGGGUCACAGCCCGUCUGGCCACAAAACAGCACAGGGCCUCCUGCCUGGCUGCAGUCUGGAGCGUGUGGGCGGCCCGGGCCACACAGAGGGAGGAGGAGCGAUCUGCUAGGGCCAAUCAGAGUGCUGGCUUCCACAGGAGGAGCCUACUGCAGCACAGCCUUCUGCUGUGGCUAGAGAGAGCAGAGCAGAGAAGACGACAGAGGGAUAGGCUGKAACGCAUCGUCAGGUCAUAA
Salvelinus sp. IW2-2015 is the source of this 2520-nucleotide messenger RNA. RefSeq lists its product as uncharacterized. The transcript has 6 exons. NCBI's taxonomy places the organism in Eukaryota, Metazoa, Chordata, Actinopteri, Salmoniformes, Salmonidae. The record is from RefSeq and is a predicted model, not a curated record. The coding region runs from base 694 to 2520 and encodes 608 amino acids.